CUUUUUCUUUGUUGUAGUAAAUACUUCCGCUGGCCUUGGCCACUCAGAAGUUGAGAGUCUGAUACUUUCUCUCUCUGCCUUAAAAACAUUUUGCAGAAACUGUUCUACCUUUAGCUCCUUCUCUCACUGUUCUCUAUACGUCCCUUCAAAAUUUCUUACCUUCCUCUGUCUAUUAGUGCAAAACUGUUCGACCCUUUACCCACUCCGCAAAAUGUCAUCUUGUUUUGAGUCUGAUUCUUCAGUUCCAUCACAUACUCAUCCUCCAACUUCUUGGUUUUAGAGAGGGAGAGAGAGAGAGGAAAAGAGAGGGUGAUAAAAUCUGUCUUUGGAGCCUGUUUGACGGUGAAGUUGGCCCCUUUUCACUUUUUGCUGGGUUGGAGCUCUUUAAUUGCAUUGACUCGAACCUGUGGUGUUUUUUGUUUUGGGUGUUUGGUUUGAAGGCUGAGCUUGGUUUGUAAGGGCUUUGUUUGUUUAGGUUUGCCUUAGGGGAUGCUUUGUGUUUAAGGUUUUACCAAUGGGUUGGUGAGAGCGGACCUGUUUCAGUCUUCUGCGUUCUUUAUCUUCAAAAUGAAGCCUUCUUGUUGUGAACUGUAGUUUGGUAAGCUGUAAAAGUAGCUUCCAAUUUUGUCUUCUAUUUGACUCACUAGCUUUUCAGGCUUGUGCUCUUUCUUUCCUGCUUGUUUAGGUGCUUGAAAAUCUUGGGUUUUCAUCUGGUUUUAGUUCAUUUUAAUUUAUUCGUUUAUAUUUAUCCUUAACCUUUUUUUCUUUCUUUGGGUUUCCCUGUUUUGUUUCCUUCUACAUAUGCAAUUAGUGCACUGAGUAGGUUGUUUUUCUUUCCUUGCUUUACCAUAGCUAGACUUAAGGAGCUUCAUGUCUUAGUUUUAAUGUACCUUUGAGACAAUGUAUCUGCUUGGAGCUUUCUUGUUUUGAAUUGAAGCAGAUACAGUUGUUUGGAACGAGCUACGUUGGAAUCAAUCUUAGUUUCGAAUGCUCGAAUGUGUUUCCUACAGUUCAAACCCCGUCUGUUCUCAAAUUCAAAAAUAAUUUCUAAAACAUUCAAGUACCCUGCAGGAAACUCUUUCCAGUGAUUACUAAUCGGGUCUCAAAGAUUUCCAUUUGUCCAAAAUACGAUUUCUUGUGUGCAAUUUGUCUUUGAAUUUGAAAACUUUGCUUGUGAAAGAUUUGUGAAUAUAAAGUUAUUUGAAGUUAAUGCAUGGAUCGAAGGGACCCCAUGGCGUUAUCGGGUUCGACAUCUUAUUAUAUGCCGGGAGGAAUGUCUGGGUCUGGGUCUGGAUCCCAGUCUGGGAUACACGGAUCACCACCAGGCACUCGUCCUUUGUCUAAUCCAAAUGCACAAUUUCAACCCAACAUUGUUGGCACUACAAUCGGAUCAACAUUACAAGUAGAGCCUUCAUCUGCAUUGUCACCUCAUAGUAUGCACGUGGGUGCUCCAUCUGCAGUGCCACAGAGUGAGCCUGUGAAGAGGAAAAGAGGAAGGCCCCGAAAAUAUGGACCUGAUGGGACCGUGUCAUUGGCAUUGUCUCCGUCAUCUUCUACUUAUCCAGGAAAAAGUUCCAUAACUUCGACCCAAAAGCGGGGUAGAGGGCGGCCACCAGGGACAGGAAGGAAGCAACAAUUAGCUUCUCUCGGUGAAUGGCUAUCUGGUACGGCUGGGAUGGGUUUUACUCCACAUAUCAUCAACAUUGCAAUAGGAGAAGAUAUUGCAACCAAAAUAAUGUCAUUUUCACAGCUGGGGCCUAGAGCUUUAUGCGUCUUGUCAGCCAAUGGUGCCGUCUCUACCGUGACUCUUCGUCAGCCUUCAAUGUCUGGUGGCACCGUCACAUAUGAGGGGCGUUUCGAGAUAUUGUGUUUAUCAGGGUCUUACUUGCUAACAGAUAGUGGUGGGUCCCGCAAUCGAAGUGGUGGUCUAAGUGUCUCCCUUGCCAGCCCUGAUGGUCGUGUUAUUGGUGGUGGAGUUGGGGGAAUUCUUAUUGCAGCGAGUCCUGUUCAGGUGAUUGUGGGGAGCUUCCUGUGGGGGAGUGGUUCGAAGACGAAGAACAAAAAAAAGGAAGCUUCAGAAGGUGCCAUAGACUCGGAACAUCAGGCUGUCGACAAUCCAGAUGCACUAACUAGCAGCAUUCCACCAACUCAAAAUCUCGGUCCAGCCUCUUCAAUGGGUGUUUGGCCAGCAUCGCGGGCAAUGGAUAUGCGAAAUGCCCAUGUCGACAUUGAUUUGAUGCGCGGGUAAUCGUUGAUAGAUAAAUGAGCAUUGCAUAUAAAUUUAACUUGCAUGGUCAAUUGAAUCUAAUUUUCUCGAUGUACCAACGUCAGGAAAGCCAGUUGAUCAUCUUGGUGUUGGUAACUCUUUUGACUUGAUUUAGCUUGUCAUAGACAAUGGGGUUGUACUUUUAUUUUUGUAGCUUAAUAGAAAUUUAGUUUGAAAAUUUUACUUUCA
Messenger RNA from Juglans regia (Persian walnut), 2455 nucleotides. Its product is annotated as AT-hook motif nuclear-localized protein 9-like. The coding region runs from base 1214 to 2248 and encodes 344 amino acids. The record is from RefSeq and is a predicted model, not a curated record. Gene Ontology annotation, molecular function: minor groove of adenine-thymine-rich DNA binding. NCBI's taxonomy places the organism in Eukaryota, Viridiplantae, Streptophyta, Magnoliopsida, Fagales, Juglandaceae. The transcript has 5 exons.